Messenger RNA from Bufo bufo (common toad), 2396 nucleotides. Its product is annotated as meprin A subunit beta-like. Gene Ontology annotation, cellular component: membrane. The transcript is spliced from 15 exons. The record is from RefSeq and is a predicted model, not a curated record. Lineage: Eukaryota; Metazoa; Chordata; Amphibia; Anura; Bufonidae. Gene Ontology annotation, molecular function: metalloendopeptidase activity; zinc ion binding; protein binding. Bases 49 to 2322 code for a protein of 757 amino acids. Gene Ontology annotation, biological process: proteolysis.
AGAGAUACAUAAAAGGAUGAGCUUAACCAGCAUUGUAGUCCUUGUAAGAUGAAGAGAAGCACAAUGGACCUAGUUUCCUUCCCUUUGGUUCUUCUUCUACUUCAGUCUGUCAUUGCACACCCUCUUCAGGAACAUACAGUUGAUGUGGAUGGUGGAAAAGACAUUGACAUUUUUGACAUCAACGAAGAAUUAGACCUGAACCUUUUUGAAGGGGACAUCAAACUUCAGCCAAAUGACAGGAACUCAAUUAUCGGGGACCAGUACCGAUGGCCAAUACCAGUUCCGUACUACUUAGAGCAUAGUUUGGAGAUAAACGCUAAAGCUCUUGUCUUGGAAGCCUUUGAGCGUUACAGAUUGAAAACUUGCAUUGAAUUUAAACCCUGGGAGGGAGAGCCGAACUACAUCUCUGUGUUCAAGGAAAGUGGAUGUUGGUCAUACGUCGGAAACUUAAGAAGAGGAAAGCAGCAACUUUCUCUUGGAGCCAAUUGUGACAGAAUAGCUACCAUUCAGCAUGAGUUUCUCCAUGCUCUGGGUUUCUGGCAUGAGCAGUCACGUAGCGACAGGGAUGAUUAUGUAACUAUAAUGUGGGACAGGAUACAGGCUGGAAGUCAGGGAAAUUUCAACAAAUAUGAUGACAAACGGUCCAGUUCCUUAAAUGUCCCAUAUGAUUACACAUCAGUUAUGCACUACAGUAAGACUGGCUUUCAGAUUGGUAACGAGCCAACCAUUGUAACUCGCAUAGAAGCAUUCAGCGACGUGAUUGGACAAAGGAUGGAUUUCAGUGACUACGAUCUGGAAAAACUUAAUCGAUUGUACAACUGCUCUAACUUCAUCAGUUUCUUGGACACAUGUGAUUUUGAGUAUAACAACAUCUGUGGAAUGAUACAAGGUACAGGAGAUAAUGGUGACUGGCAGCAUGUUCUUCAAGUGUCUAAUGGUCCUAGCACUGAUCACACAAACAUGGGGGACUGCAAGGAUAGCGGUCAUUUUAUGCACUUUAAUCCAAGCUCACUAAAUGCUGGGGGUAGUGCAUUGCUUGAAAGCCGACUUUUUUACCCAAAGAGAGGAUUUCAGUGCUUGGAAUUCUUUUAUUACCACAAUGGGCAUGAAAGUGACCAACUCAAAAUCUGGAUCCGUGAAUACACAGAAACUUCACCAAAUGGCACUUUGACAUACAUCACCACUGUUAAUGGUCAGCCAGCCGACUACUGGCAGCUGUAUCAUGUCUCUUUAUCAACCAGUAACAAGUUCCGUGUAGUCUUUGAAGGAGUCAAAGGCAUUGGAACCUCGAAUGGAGGAAUUUCAAUUGAUGACAUCAAUUUCUCAGAGGCAAAGUGUCCACAUCAUAUCUGGCAUAUCAGAAACUUCACUAACCAGCUGAACAGUGAAAAUAAGGUUCUUUUCAGUCCAGCAUACUAUUCCAAGGAUGGUUAUGCCUUUCAAGUACAACUUGUAGCCAACAGCUCAGGAGCCCUGCUCUAUGACCUAGGGAUAUAUUUCCAUCUCAUCUCUGGGGAGAAUGAUAACAGACUGCAAUGGCCAUGUUCUCUCAGACAGGCAACAAUGACACUCAUGGAUCAAAACCCAGAUAUUCGAAAGCGCAUGUCAAAUCUGAGGAGCAUUACAACAGAUCCCUAUCGCCUCACAACUGGUGAUAGAUAUUUCUGGGAUAAACCUGAGAUUGUUGGGAAUCGUGUUACCUUUCCUAAUGGAACACAGUAUUACCGUGGACCAGGACUUGGAACUUCAGCAUAUAUCACACAUGGCAGAGUUCAAAGCAGAGAUUUUCUCAAAGGGGGAGAUGCGUUUAUGUUGUUAUCAGUUGAAGAUGUCACAUCUCUAAAUACCACUCAGCCGAUACCUCCAUCCACUUCUCCACCAAUAACAUCUACAACUGGGACAAACACAAUAACAUCUACAACUGGAACAAACACAAUAACAUCUACAACCGGAACAAACACAAUAACAUCUACAACUGGAACAAACACAACAACAGUAUCAGGGAUGACAUUGACAACAGUUAAGCCAGGGACUGAACCCUGUGUUAACCAUGACUGUAAAAAUGGUGGUGUCUGUGCCAUUGAAGAAAAUAAGCCAGUUUGCAGAUGCAAAGUAACUAAAGACUGGUGGUAUGUUGGAGACAAUUGUGAAACCAAAGUUUCCAGCCAAGACACAGUUGUGAUUGCCGUAUCAUCAUCAGUGACUAUUUUUGUAGUAAUGUUAAUAAUCACCCUUGUUACUGUGUUCUGCCUUAAGAAGAAGCACAAAAAGCUAAUAAAUGCCCCUAAUAUGAAUUUUACUAAUAAUAAAUCCCAGUUUUGAACAAAGGAUCGGAAUCAUAACAGUCACACUUUGCUGCAACCUUAGUUCAUCGAUAAAAUAAACAUUAGAAUCAU